This is a messenger RNA of Amblyraja radiata (thorny skate), 1443 nucleotides long. It is a transcript of the gene fxn, whose product is annotated as frataxin. Gene Ontology annotation, cellular component: mitochondrion. Gene Ontology annotation, molecular function: 2 iron, 2 sulfur cluster binding; iron chaperone activity; ferrous iron binding. Lineage: Eukaryota; Metazoa; Chordata; Chondrichthyes; Rajiformes; Rajidae. Gene Ontology annotation, biological process: intracellular iron ion homeostasis; iron incorporation into metallo-sulfur cluster. The record is from RefSeq and is a predicted model, not a curated record. Bases 164 to 745 code for a protein of 193 amino acids. The transcript is spliced from 5 exons.
CGUCCGAUCCGAUCCGUCCGCUCGACCCCUGGCCGUCGCCGCGCGGGUUUUGUCUCGCGACCCACCCGACCGUUGGGCCGAAAGAUCAUAGUAUCUUUGGUUGGGCCGCGCCGCCCCGCCCCGCGCCAGAGGCAGAGACAGAGGCAGAGGCGGCCCGCAGCCCAUGGGAUCCAUGGCGCGCCUUCUCAACCGCAGCCGGCUCUGCUGGUGCCCGCUCAUCCAGCGGCUUGCCCACUCCCCGCGGACAGCGAGCGUCAGGGGGCUGACACACGCAGACACACGCUCACCCACGUUUCUACAUUUCCAUUCAGAAAGAUAUUUAAUACUCCAAAGAAAAGAAAUUCAUUCCUCGAUUCCAAGAAGAAUAGAAAAUACAAGCUUAUUGGAAGAGACCGCUUAUGAAAAGCUUGCAGAGGAAACACUGGACCUUUUAUAUGAUUUCUUUGAAGAUCUUGCAAAUCAGCCUUUUGUUCCAAAAGACUAUGACGUAACACUUGUGAAUGGUGUGCUGACAAUAAAGUUGGGUGAAACCUUGGGGACUUACGUGAUUAAUAAACAGACUCCAAACCGACAGAUCUGGCUAUCGUCUCCUGUCAGUGGCCCUAAACGAUACGAUUGGACAGGAAAGAAUUGGAUCUAUUCUCACGAUGGAAUUAGUUUACAUGAACUGCUCACAAAAGAGUUCUCCAUGUUGUUCAAGACGAAAGUGGAUUUACUUGCAGUCGCUGCUCAGAUGUACGUGUGACCCAUCUGGAUGCUGUAGGAAACGCUUCCGAAGAAAUAUUUUACAGAAGAUAAAUGUUGUAACAAUUAUUAUGUAUGGAACCUUGUUCUUUUGAUGGGCACUGGAAUGCUAUGGAUAUUGCAUUCAAUUAAUCUAAUCCUAAAUUACUACACCUGUUUUCAGUGGCGACCUGCUUAUCACCAAGUGACUGGAGACUCUUCAAUUACAAUUAAUAUAUGUAAGGAAUGUAUUUUGUUGUCUCAGUUUGGGGUUUAAAAAAGUUUAUUUUUAUUUCCAGAUUAAUUCUGAAUUGCAAUACAUGCCAUCUAAUGUAUAUUUUCUAAGAUGAGUUGUUGGCUUUUUUUUUCUAAAUUUAGAUUAACCAUAAAAUUGUAAUCUAUUGGAAAAUAAUACUGGGCCGUUGGCUCAUUUGCUUUGUUUAUUAUGACAAAUUUCACAAAUUGUGUUGUGCCACAGAAUAGAAUUCCAAUUUAACUUUCAAAAUCUGAUUUUUUUAAUAUAUUGGGAUCUGCAUUUAUGUUAUGAUUUAUAAUUUAAAAAAUGAUUAUUUAUUUCAUUACAAAGGUAAAUGUCCCACUCUGGGUUCCUGCAUGUGAUGGGAAAGCAGGAUUGGGAAUCAAGGCUAUAGCUUUGUUGGCCUAUUCCCAGCUCCAUUUUAAUAUAGGGAAGUGAAUUGAUUAAAACAUCAAACAAAACAA